AUGUCAAACCUUCCGUCACCCGCUGAUCAUUCACCAAUAUACACGCCCCUCGCACAAGACCAGAUCCGCGUAUUGCAUAUUGAGGGCAGUCCCGAUGUCGAUGCCAACCUUUCCUUUCGACUCGAAACGGUAUCGCUUCUCGACAAGCCUCAGUAUGUUGCGCUGUCCUACGCGCAGGGCGACACAACCCAUCGAACUCCCGCCACCAUCGACUAUCGGACCGUAAAGAUAGCUGCGAAAUUAGAGGUUGCUCUGCGUCACAUGCGGAAAACCGUCACUGGAAACACUGCCGUGGUCUGGGCCGACGACAUUUGUAUCCAUCAGCGUGAUCUAUCGGAGCGCAGCCAUCAAGUUCUGAUGAUGCAAAGAAUCUACCGGGAAGCCUCAAGCGUGUACGUUUGGCUUGGGCCGGCCAAAGAGCAUACUCCCGCAGCCUUUGACCUGUUGCACGCAAUGCAUCGCGACACCGUCCAAUUCAGACCGUAUGGAAUCCGACCACGCAGAGAGCUUCGACCUCACUUCAUGAAUGAAGCCCACGAAUACCUCGGUCGAUAUAGUUCAAGAACCUCCGCUGCCGAAUUCGCAACGGCUCUCAACGCCUUGUCUUCCGUGCUCAGAACGUCAUGGUUCCAUCGCGUUUGGAUUCUGCAGGAGGCCGUGCUGAACGACAACACCGUGUUGCACAUGGGCCGAUAUGAGCAGACCAUUGUAAGGAGCGGGUGGACUGCUUUUAUAAACAUGAUCGAUCUUCUCGAUACGUUGCCGAAUCAGCAGUCAUUCUGGGAGGCUCGUACGAAGCUGGUCGACUCAACGAGCGGACUACAAGGCCUUAUGAAAGCCGAGGCCUUGGUGCGAUCGCUGUCAGAACCCGGAGCAACGAAUUUCCGUAUCCUGGCGUUGACGAUGUGUCGAGGACGAGGAACAUCAGAAGCUCGUGACCGCGUGUAUGCCGUCCUUGGCCUGCUGCCCGAGACCUUUGGUGUAGUUCCUGACUACGAGAAACCAGUGGAAGACGUCUUCCGCGAAGGCUGCGUGGCGAUGAUUCGGGAGACCCGAGGAUUGCUUCCUCUGACGCAGAUUGGAGCUGUCGUACCUGGUCUUGCUUCGUGGGUUCCGGACUUGCGCCAACCUCUUAGAGAUUCCAACAUUGGCGGUAUGGACACCGAGUCGCCGCAUGUGUACGGACGCUCGACAGAUGACUUCUUUCAGCCCUACGAGGAUCGUCCUGGAGUCCUAGCAGUAAGCGGAGUCGCGAUAGGUGUUGUGCGCAAGGUUUCCCUACCGCUCGGCCAACGUUGGGCAGGACCAGAACUGUUUCCUAGCCCUUGCUGUGGGCGCAUCUCCACCGCGACGCAACAGGUGACGCAAUGCCAGAUUCCAGCGCUUGGGCAGACGCUCUUUUCAAAGCUGUAG
Messenger RNA from Zymoseptoria tritici IPO323, 1413 nucleotides. RefSeq lists its product as uncharacterized. The transcript has 2 exons. NCBI's taxonomy places the organism in Eukaryota, Fungi, Ascomycota, Dothideomycetes, Mycosphaerellales, Mycosphaerellaceae. The coding region runs from base 1 to 1413 and encodes 470 amino acids. The record is from RefSeq and is a predicted model, not a curated record.